Messenger RNA from Ostrea edulis (European flat oyster), 3292 nucleotides. RefSeq lists its product as uncharacterized. NCBI's taxonomy places the organism in Eukaryota, Metazoa, Mollusca, Bivalvia, Ostreida, Ostreidae. The coding region runs from base 130 to 849 and encodes 239 amino acids. The record is from RefSeq and is a predicted model, not a curated record. The transcript has 2 exons.
GGGCAGGUAUUAUAUACCAAAUAUGGCGAACAGGUAAACAACGAAUUAACACCAGUGGGAGAGUUAAUGAGGUGUUUUCGUGAGAGAAAAAUUCGAUCCGCCUACAAAACAGACAGAUAACACAGUACUAUGGCAGCCUUGAACUCAGACGGGUUUUCUGACAACUUUGAUGGAUCUGAAUUCAAUGCCCACAAGAAAGUCCAAUCCUCAACAGAAAAUCUUGGGAUGUCUGAAGGUUUCGACAAUCCAUGCUUAGAUAUAGAGGAUGGUACAGACAAUUCGCCUGCCACUCUUCCCGUCACGCAGGAAGAUAUUCAUAUUGACACCACUCUACGAAGUCAUGAAAAUCCCAACUCCACGCCGGCCACCACGUCAGUUCCUAUGAUGACGUCACUUCCUGUUCUGUAUACCACGGAAACAGGGGGUGCAAAAGUGGUUAAAGAGCAGAUUAUAAUUGGAAAUUCUAAAGGAAAUGUUAUUCAAACACAACGGACAUGUCGCCAAAAUAUUCCAGAAAGAUGGCGGGACAUAGAACGUCAAAAACCACUGACCCAGAAACGAAUCAAAGUUUUGAAAAUAUUGAGUAUUGUAGCGUUGAUUCUCUUUUUCCCAUUAGGAAUCCCCGCCGUUCUCUUCGCAUUUAGACUGCAGAAGACCUUAAAUGAAGGCAUCAUGCAGGGUAAUAUAGAUAAAGCAAUAAGUUUGGCAAAGCGGGUAGAGAGACUCAUCAUCUUUGCCGGGCUCUUUGCUCUGUUGACGGGGAUUUUAGUUUUUGCAGUAGUUGAGAGAGCGCACAUGACUGAGGACGAACUGAGGGCAAACACGAGAAACAGGAUAAUGCCGGGUUAAGCACAGCUGCCUAACUGAACUGAGAUUCUGCUACAAGUAAUAUAUAUAUUCAUUAGCUAUUUUGUAAUAAGAUGCAAUACACAAAACAACAAGUAGAAGUGAUUUCUCAAGUGCCAAACAUUUCAGCGGCUACUGUAUUUUUUGGCAAAUCAAUUGUAGCCGUGUAUUUGUUUUUAUUUUCCCCCUGAAUCUCAUAAUUUAUCUAUGUUCUGUUACUAUGGAGAUUCAUUGCUUUGUCUUGACCUUUUUCAUGUUUUUGUCAUUUCUCCUAUAAUUUUAAGCUUUGGGAGAUUGCAUUUUGUACACAGACCUAGAUCUGUCAAUAGAGUUUUAUAUUUAGAAUCUCGGAAUAUGACUGCAUAUUUUUAUGCACUAUAUGUAAAUAGGCAGUGUCAAGGCUAAAUCCCACAGAUACAUCAUAAAAUAGAAGGGGAAAAAACCACAGACAUAACUUUUUUUCUUUUGAUUUUUUGUAAAUUGAUUUUGAAGUGCUGAUAUUGCAAGCAGACAAUAGGAAAUUUUUUGGAUUUGCAUCAGAUGUCAGUUUUAGAUGACAGGGUAUGUUUUUGUUAUUUCACCAUACUCCUGGAAUCUGAAUGGGUCUUAUAAUACAGACAAUGCUCUUUAUAGUGUGUUAUGUUACCACAUAUUUUGACAAGGACACACAAGCGGAACGAACACAUGUAUGUAUUUAAUCAAAUCUUUAUAUAACUACACGUAUGAUAGACUGAUUAUUGUUAUAUAACUACACGUAUGAUGGACUGAUUAUUGUUAUAUAACUACAGGUAUGAUGGACUGAUUAUUGUUAUAUAACUACACGUAUGAUAGACUGAUUAUUGUUAUAUAACUACACGUAUGAUGGACUGAUUAUUGUUAUAUAACUACAGGUAUGAUGGACUGAUUAUUGUUAUAUAACUACACGUAUGAUGGACUGAUUAUUGUUAUAUAACUACACGUAUGAUAGACUGAUUAUUGUUAUAUAACUACACGUAUGAUAGACUGAUUAUUGUUAUAUAACUACACGUAUGAUGGACUGAUUAUCGUUAUAUAACUACACGUAUGAUAGACUGAUUAUUGUUAUAUAACUACACGUAUGAUGGACUGAUUAUCGUUAUAUAACUACACGUAUGAUAGACUGAUUAUCGUUAUAUAACUACACGUAUGAUGGACUGAUUAUCGUUAGGAUUUCAUUUUUUUCUUGGGGAAAUUGAUUUUAAAGUUCGAUUUCAAUCAGAAAAUGAAAUUCAGCACGAAAAUAAGCGCGAUACAUGUUAAUAAAUUUAUAAAUAAGCGCGAUACAUGUUAAUGAAUUUAUAAAUAAGCGCGAUACAUGUUAAUAAAUUUAUAAAUAAGCGCGAUACAUGUUAAUGAAUUUAUAAAUAAGCGCGAUACAUGUUAAUGAAUUUAUAAAUAAGCGCGAUACAUGUUAAUGAAUUUAUAAAUAAACGCGAUACAUGUUAAUGAAUUUAUAAAUAAACGCGAUACAUGUUAAUGAAUUUAUAAAUAAGCGCGAUACAUGUUAAUGAAUUUAUAAAUAAGCGCGAUACAUGUUAAUGAAUUUAUAAAUAAUCGCGAUACAUGUUAAUAAAUUUAUAAAUAAUCGCGAUACAUGUUAAUAAAUUUAUAAAUAAACGCGAUACAUGUUAAUGAAUUUAUAAAUAAGCGCGAUACAUGUUAAUGAAUUUAUAAAUAGUAUAGCAUUUUUAAUGAGUGAUGUGUACAGGUAUUUGCUCUCCCAAUAUUAAUGUCUAAAGAUUUCUUCAGAUUGGAAGUUCACAAAAAAGAUAUAAACAUUUAUAUGUCAGUUUCAUAAAUUUUCGAUGGGGUCAAAGUUUAGUAGUCUGACCCAAAAAGAAAUUCUUAAAGUUUUGAAACAGAGUAAUGUUUAUCCCACAAUAACGGUGAAAUGAGAGUCCACGAACAUUAAUUAAAUAUUCACAGUUCAGUGAUAAUUCACUACGGGUACACACAGAUUGCAUGUCAUUGACGUCUAAAUGUUUAACUUCAAUGUUGCACUAACUUUUCCAGGUUAAACACACAGUGAUUUAUCGAACUUGAUUUUUUUUUAAAAUAAGAUUUAUUUUCAUGUUGUAAUUGAAUUAACCCUGUUAGACAAUGCUAACACUGACACGCCACAUUCAAACACGUGCCAAAGCAUCGUCAAAUUAGUGCACGCCAAUACAAUUUCUUACACUCAACUCUCAGGGCCUGAUCUUCAAUGAAGGUUAAUAUAUUGGGUUUUUUCGUGUUCACUAGCGACCAGUGAAUUAGUUAUGAACGUCUAUUUAAAGCAAUUAAAGUUUAGCGUAGAGUGUUUUGUUAUAUGUGAUACUCAAUAUUUGAUAUUAUGCAUGAUAUACUUGUCCAGAAGCACAGUAUUGAUAAAUUUAGAUUGUCUGUUCGUUAUAUGUAAUUGUAUGUACAUUAAAUACAGCAUAUGAAA